UAAGACCAAUAUAGCCUUUGGGAGUUAAGUGAAAGCCUUUGACUUACUGCUUUUGCAUUACUCUCAACUCAACCCCCAUAUAAUACACUUCCUCCCCAGAGCUUAGAAAACAACUGAAGACGUGAAUUCAUCCGUCAGCUUUGAAAAAUCCUGAGAGAGCGUGGUAGCAUCUGUUUCAGGCAAAUAUGAAGACAGACAUCUUACUUUUUGUUCUCCUCUGCCUCCAGGCUAAAGUUCUAGCAGAGAAUUUUAAUGUGUCUGUUCAGCUGAAGUUGAUUGAAUUCCAUAAUGGAGGAUUAAAAUUGACCUGCCACUAUCCUGAAAACGUCCGGGACUUUAAAAUGCAGUUGAUGAGAGCGACUAGAAAGCAAAAAGUCUGUGAACUCCAAAAGCUUAAGCAUGUUAUUCAAAUGACCAAGGAGUCGGUAUCUUGUCAACCCGAGUUUUCCAACACAAGUGUAAUUUUCUUCUUGACCGACUUGGACAGCACUCAUACUGAUCAUUACUUCUGUAGCCUGCAUAUUAGUUUUCCUCCUCCUUUCCAGAACAGUACUUCAAAUGGAGCUUAUUUACAUAUCUAUGAAUCAAAGUCUUGCUUUCAUAUGAUCUUAUGGCUGUCUAUUGGAAUUGCAUGUCUCCUCUGUUUUAUUGGAAUAUUUGUUGGCACAUUUUCUUACUGUGUAAGAAAAAAGAUGAGCCAAAGUCAAUCUCUUUUGCAUGAAACUAAUAGCGAAUACAUGCCUAUGGCAGCAGUGACUGCAGCUAAAAACCCUGGAUUCAAAGGCAUGAGCACCUAAUCUGAAACUCAGGUGUCCAACGGAGAAGCACACAAGUCAACUCUGCCUACUUGAAAUUCUGUAUUCUUAUUCAACUCGGGGUUUUGAAUUCAUUUGGUUUACUAUAUACAUGGAUUCUAGCGACUAUAUAUGUCAAUCAUUUUUCAACAGGUUGGGAUAACAGGGCCCUGUUCAGAGCAGACAUGUUUUGCUCAUGGGAUUUUUGGCCUCAGACAAAAAUAAACGCAUCCACCUUAAAAAGAGACAAAAUAAGAAUGAAUCCAAUGCUAUGGACUCUUUUCUAAGGAAAACAUCUAGCACUUAUCUUCAUAUCACUGACAGACUACCUCUUUUUUUUCCUGUGGAAUCCAAUUUACUGUAUUUAGCAAACAUCCUAGAAGCUUGAAAUACACCCACAGGAAAAUAAGGGGAAAUACUUGAACUAUACCUAAGAACUUUGAAAAUACUGGGUAGUUCUGCAAUGCUAUAAUAUUGCUCUGACUUCAAAUAUUUUAGCAAUGCCAGGAUAUAACUUAGGAAGGGCUUAAGUAUCUUUUAUUUUCUACUAGUGCUCUCUUAUUUACUCAUUUCCUUCUGUGCAUCUACUUGUCUAUCAAGCAGAGUCAAGGGGAUAUUUCUAUAUUAUUUCUCUGAAGCGCAAAAAGAUUAAAUGGUACUUCGAGACCUUGAUAAAUAUAAUCUGUUUCCCUAAAACAAUUGAACUGUCACAGAAACCGAACUUGUUCCUUCAAAUUUAUCUAACCAUAUCUGCUACUUCAGUAUCAUCUUGAUAGGAAAUAAUACUCAGAAUUGCUGUAGCUUCACCCACUUUUAUCAGCCCUCUGUUGUAGUAUUUGGUGGCUUCCAGGCAAUGUCAUUUUCAUAGAUUAAAUUUAAACAGAGGAUUUUCUGUGGCAAUCUGGCAUCCUUCUAGUAGAAUAACAGAUAAUUUGCUUGAAAAGUUCUAGUCUGGCUAAAUGGCCGAUAAUCUUAACAAAAGGGUUCUUUGCAUCUUAUAUCCUUAUAUUGUAUAAGAUCUCCCAGAGUUUCUAGACCCAAGAAUUAAAGAUGAAAAGGUUCGUUAUAGCCCACAUGCUACCUGAAAUAAGCACUAGAGGUCUGUCUUCAUCAUAAAGGUUGAAUGCCUUAGAUCUAGGUCCUUUUGCUUUAAGUUUAAAAACAAUUUAUGAGUUAUAGGAACCUUAUGCUGAACCAAUUUAUUUAAAAUUCACUAGCAUGGAGGCAGUUAGGUGGUACAGUGGACAGCACACCAGCCCUAAAUUCAGGAGUUCAAAUCAGAUCUCAGACACUUAACACUUCCUAGCUAUGUCAUCCUGGGCAAGUCACUUAACCCCAUUUGCCUCAGGGGAAAAAAACCCUCACUUGCAAGGUCUGAAUUUCUGAUAAAACUAUUAAGAAUAACUUUACAUUCAUGGUGGAGGUCUAGUUACAUAGAAUAGAAGAAGAUAGAUUUCUUUUGAGGUCUUUUUUGGGUGGAAUACAUAUAAAAUGUCAUCCUUGGUUCUAAUAUCCCCUCUGAUUCAUUUUUUAAAAUACAAAAUCAUAGCUUCCAAGUUAAAUAAUGUAUAUAAGUUCUACUUUUGCCUGUUAUGUUAAAUGAAUCUCUAUAAGUAAGCAAAAUGAAAAUCUAGAAUCCUUAUGUUUUAGUUGUCAAUAAUAAUAUUAAUAAUUUUUGUGCUUUAAGUAUCCAUAGUGUUGAGUUUGUACAAUAUAGUACUGAACUUGUAAUUUGAAUCAUGUUGAUGUUUACUGCCUUAAAUUCACCUGAACUAACAAAAUCACAGCUUCCAAGUUAAAAAAUGUGUUUAAGUUGUACUUUUGUCUGUUAUGUUAAAUGAGUUUCUAUUAGUAUGCAAAACGAACGUCUAGAAUUCUAAAUGUUUUAAGUUGUCAAUAAUAUCAUUAUGUAUACCUAUGUGCUUUAAGUAUGCAUAGUGUUGAGUUUGUACAGUACAAUACUGAACUUGUAAUUUGAAUCAAGUGUUGAUGUUUAUUUCCUUACAUUCACCUGGAUCAACUCUAUUCAGAAGAGAUUUUUCUACAAGUCUUUUUUGAGUGAGGGUGUCGAGUGGACAGAUAGACUGAACUUUGGUAUACUGGUAUUUUGGCCAACAGCACAUAAAUACAAUGUUCCUUCUGUCAAUAUACUGAACAUUUCAAAGUUGAAUUUAUUAAAGGACAAAAUUUCUGUGAAAUGAAUUUGGUUUAAUAGUAUUAGAUUUUCGAAUGAAUUACAAAAGUAAUAAAGAUAAAAGUUGUUUUUUUGUUUUA
This is a messenger RNA of Antechinus flavipes (yellow-footed antechinus), 3068 nucleotides long. It is a transcript of the gene ICOS, whose product is annotated as inducible T cell costimulator. The transcript has 5 exons. The record is from RefSeq and is a predicted model, not a curated record. Lineage: Eukaryota; Metazoa; Chordata; Mammalia; Dasyuromorphia; Dasyuridae. Bases 186 to 797 code for a protein of 203 amino acids. Gene Ontology annotation, biological process: cell-cell adhesion; T cell tolerance induction; T cell costimulation.